UCGGCACUCCACACCUCCCACCGUUGACCAUCGCCCGAGAAGAGGCGGCUCUGAUGGAGGAAGAAGCUCUGAGGGAGGCCAUGGAAGACGCCUUUCUGGAGGGCGCGGCCCAAUGGCGAGCGGACACCAUCCUCCAGACCCUGCAGAUGGACAAGCUGGACGCGUGGAUCCGCCAAGAGGGGCUUGGCGGUGACAUCGAGGCGCUCAAAUCUGAGAUCGAUGAAGUCAUGGCGACGGUCUCUUAUGUCAAAGGGAGGGCGGUAGGCAACAGGAGGCUGGCUAGGUCUCUCGCCGCGAUCAAGCAGAAGCUCUUCGACGCCGAUGACGCGGUCGACGAGCUCGACUACUACAGACUUCAACAGCAGGUCGAACUCGAAGGAGCAGGCCAAUACCCGCUGCUGUCUUCAUCCAACGCGCACAACCGCUUCGCCUCUGACGGUGUUAUCCAGUCUUGCACCGCAGCCACAGUGACUAACACCGUUACUUUGCAUGAGCCCGAAGGCAUGCAUGAAGCAGCACGAGUCGAUCAUGGCACAUCGAGGGGCGAUGGUGAUAUUAUACCGCCGAGAACAGGUCGUGGCAAAAAAAGAUCCCCGCAUUGGGUUGAUUUUGACGAGAUAUAUGACACUGAUGGAAAAACCGUGGGGGCGGAAUGUAGACACUGUAAAAAGAAACUUAAAUACGACGGUAAACAAGGGCCAAGAGUCUUGAUGACUCACUCCAAUAGUGCCAAGUGUAAGAAUACGCGAGAAGCACGUCCCCAGCCGCCAAGCCAUUCAAGCAUGGAUGAUGCUACUGAAAAUGCUACCCCCGUUGCUGUAAGUAAUUCACCCAGCAUACCAAGGAUGGGAACGAAUCCAGAGCCAACACAAAUCACCGCAGCUGUUGCUCACCCUUGGAAUAAAGACGAAAUUUCCAGUAAGAUACAGAAAAUAACUCAUCAGUUGCAAGGCAUCCGAGGGGAUGUGACAAAGGAUCUCAACAUGUUUGGGUCACACUCUGGUGCAAGUUCAGUUCUCCAUCAAAGUACAGCCUCAGAUCCAUGCCGAAGAACAUCAAGUCUUCUUCAAGGCAAAGUGUAUGGGAGAGACAAAGAGAAGAGCUCCAUCAUAAAGUUGAUGACAACUGGUAAAUCUGACAGUGUAACUGUUGUGCCUAUUGUAGGCAUUGGAGGUACUGGGAAGACAGCUCUCGCGCAAUUUGUAUAUAAUGAUCCGAAAGUGCAAGACCAUUUUGACCACAGCAUAUGGGUUUGGGUGUCUAACAACUUUGAUGAAAUGGUACUGACGAGAGAGAUAUUAGAUAUUGUCCCUCGAGAAAAACACGAAGGGUUAUGCAGCCUUGACAAACUUCAGCAGGUCUUGAAAACUCAUAUUGAAUCAAAGAGGGUUCUACUUAUUUUAGACGAUGUCUGGGAUGACAAGAACAUUCGCAGAUUGGACCUAAUACUUGCUCCUUUCAAGUCAGACAAUCCAAAUGGCAACGUGAUCCUUGUGACAACUAGAAAUCUCUCUGUUGCAAAAAGGAUAGGAAUGACUGAACCAGUUGUGUUAGGUGCGCUGGAAGAUGACGAAUUGUGGUUAUUGCUCAAAGCACGAGCAUUUGGUAAAGAGAACUAUGAAGAGCAUGGAAAUCUAACGAUCAUUGGACAGGAAAUAGCAGGCAAGCUAAAGGGUAACCCAUUAGCAGCAGUAACUGCAGGGGAACUAUUAAGAGUUGAUCUUACUGUUGAUCACUGGAAUAAAAUUCUCAAGGACGAAGAUUGGAAAUUGUUGGGGCUCAGUGGAGGCAUCAUGGCUUCUUUGAAGCGUAGCUAUGAUCAGUUGCCGUACCAUCUACACCAAUGCUUCUCGUAUUGUUCUAUAUUCCCCGACAGUUAUAAGUUUCUUGGUGAGGAGUUGGUCCGUAUUUGGAUUUCACAAGGAUUUGUCCAACAGAGCCAUCCAAGUAAGAAAUUAGAGGAGAUAGGAAUGGACUAUUUGGCAGAUUUGGUGAACAUGGGCUAUUUUCAGCAAGUUGGAAGAGAAAUUUCAUAUGUUUUGUGUGGUCUUAUGCAUGAUUUUGCAAGGAUGGUUUCAAAAACUGACUGUGCAAUUAUAGAUGGUCUACAGUGCAAUGAUAUAUUACUAACUGUACAACAUUUGUCAAUAGUAUGGAGCACAUAUCCGUAUUGGAACACAUCUCAGAUUAACAAGUUUAUAGAAAAUUUGAGAAAUACAAUUGCACCAGUAGUUACAAAACUGAGGUCGUUGGUGUUUAUCGGGCACUACAAGUCUUCUUUCUUCCAGUCCUUCCAAGACAUAUUCCGGAAGGCUCCUAAUUUACGUCUGCUGCAAAUAUCUGCAACCUUUGCAGAUUUUAAUUCCCUCAUGUGCAGUUCUGUUAAUCCUACUCAUCUUCGCUAUCUAAAACUGACGGCCAAUGAGGCGAGGGGGGGUUUGCCUCAGGUUUUGAGCAAUUUUUGUCACCUUCAAGUAUUAGAUGUCGGCUCAAGCACUCAUCUUGAUGUACCUGAUGGCAUGAAUAAUCUUGUCAGUUUGCGGCAUCUUGUUGCAACUUCCAUUGAUAGAAUUGGCAAAUUGACCUCACUUCAGACACUAAACAAUUUCAGCGUACAAGAUUCCAAUGGCUUUCAGAUUAUAGAACUUCAAUGCAUGAACGAUCUUGUCCAACUUGGGGUUUCUCAACUUCAAAAUGUUAAGACUCAGGAGGAGGCUUGUGGAGCAGGACUGCUUGACAAAUGGCACUUAGAAAAGCUGCACUUGUCCUGGGAGGAUAUCAACCUGAAUAUUUUAGAUGUUGAGAACGUCACGUGCUCUGAACCUUCUACCAGCAUAGAAACAGAGGAGUGCUUGCAAAAAGAGGUGCUUGAGGGUCUUCAACCACAUGAAAACCUAAAGCAUCUUCAGAUAUUUGGAUACAAUGGUGCCACCUCUCCAUCUUGGCUAUCUGGAUACAGAUGCAAUAUCUCUGUUACCUCCUUACAGACUCUGCAUUUGGAGAACUGUAGAAAAUGGCGGAUACUUCCAUCUCUGCAAUUGCUUCCCCUUCUUAGAAAAUUAAAGUUAAGCGGCAUGCCAAAAGUAGUAAAAAUAUCAGUUCCUUCGUUAGAGGAGCUGGUGUUAGUUAAGAUGAAAAAGCUGGAGACAUGCUCCUGCACUUAUAUGAGGGGGUUGAACUCCUGUUUAAGGGUUCUGAAAAUUAAGAAUUGCACUUCAUUGAAGGUGUUUGAUCUGUUUGGGGACGGCCAUAAAUUUAAAACUGAGAAGAAGUCAUGGUUGCCACGUAUUUGGGAACUUGUUAUCCACAACUGUCCUCUUUUGCUGGUACCACACCCUUUACCAUCUUCAAGUAUUGUUUCUAGAAUUUCCAUGAGGGGAGUUUCGAAUUUUCCAAGUAUAGAGGCAUCGUCCUUUGGAAGUUUAAUCAUCGGCAAGGAUCCUGGUAGAUCUGAUUAUUAUGAACAUGAAUAUGAUUCUAACAAGGAUCGUUUUGAGGUGCUUUCUGAUGAGCCGUUGGUGUUAGAUGGAAAGAUUUUGGCAUUCCAUAAUCUAAGUUUCCUGACAGAGUUGAUAAUAGGUUACUGCAGAAAUCUAAUGUUUAUUUCAUUAGAAGGAUUAAGUCAACUUGUAUCCUUAAAGACACUGAGAAUAGUGUAUUGUCCAGGGAUUUCCAGUUUCGAUGUUCCACCAGAGCAUGCCCGUGAAGAUUUGACAGCUGCAAAAUACAAUGCCAUCCCAUCUCUUAAACAUAUAAUGAUCCGGUCAUGCGGCAUAGCAUGGGAGUGGCUAUCAUUGAUUGUGCAAUAUGCGCCAGCACUAACGGAAUUGGAUGUACAGAACUGCCCAGAAUUGGAAUCUUUACAGCUGAACUCCUGCACGGCACUGCAAAAGUUGAAGGUAUGUACAUGUGAAUCGCUUGGCACACUAGAUGUCUUGCAAUCCCGUUCCCUCUGCAUUAUGGAAGUAAGGGGCGCCCCAAAUUUGAAAUCUCUACGGCUGCACUCCUGCACGGCACUGCUAAUGUUGGAUAUUCGGAGCUGCACAUCACUCUCUACACUGGAGGGCUUUCAAUCCCUUGGCAGCCUCAUGUAUUUGUAUCUACGGGAAUGCCCUUGCUUGCAUUCAUGUUUGGAGGGUUUGCCAGUGCAGGACUACGAAUUAUGCCCUCAACUGAAAUAUCUUUCUAUUAGUGACUUCUCUUUCCUUGCCACGUCUUUCUGCAAGCAACUCACAUCACUCCAGAGCUUAGAAAUUAGUGGUUUUGAAAAAGAAACACCAGCAGAAGGACUAACAGAUGAGGAAGAGACAGGGCUUCUGCUCCUCAGUUCCCUUACAGAGCUCCGAUUUAUGUGUUACAAAUAUCUCAAAAGAUCUUCCUGCAGGCCUGCACAGACUUCGCUUUCUCCAGGUGUUGGAUAUUUCAUUUUGUCCGAGCAUCUCAGGAUUGCCGGACCUCCCGCCUUUUCUAGAGGAGUUGAAAGUCUUCCGGGGCAGUGAGGAGCUGAAACGUCAAUCCAAAUCGCUAGUGUCAAGCAAGUUAAAGGUCAAAAUUGACGACCAAUAUGUGAACUGAUUACUCGGUGGCUUGUCAAGCACAACCUGCACAACAGAUGUAGUUGUACACUU
This is a messenger RNA of Triticum urartu, 4628 nucleotides long. RefSeq names its product disease resistance protein RGA2. Gene Ontology annotation, molecular function: ADP binding. NCBI's taxonomy places the organism in Eukaryota, Viridiplantae, Streptophyta, Magnoliopsida, Poales, Poaceae. The record is from RefSeq and is a predicted model, not a curated record.